Messenger RNA from Python bivittatus (Burmese python), 2344 nucleotides. It is a transcript of the gene BOD1, whose product is annotated as biorientation of chromosomes in cell division 1. NCBI's taxonomy places the organism in Eukaryota, Metazoa, Chordata, Lepidosauria, Squamata, Pythonidae. The record is from RefSeq and is a predicted model, not a curated record.
AGUGAUGCAGAAUAGCUGCGACCGCCGCAGCAACCGCGCCAACAGCUACUGCAGUUCCGACUUCUGCGGUGGCUGCCGCCGCCGCCGCGUUACAUCCUGCCGGGAGUGGAAGGGCAGCGCGGCCCCGGGGACCCGGCGGGGGGAUGGCGGAGCCCGGAGGGGCAUCCUCAGGUGCGGGUGGAGCCGGCGGGAACUCCGCGGGGCCCGGCGGGACCGAUCCGGCCUCGCUGCCCCCCGGCGACGCGCAGCUCAUCGCCCUCAUCGUGGGACAGCUCAAGAGCCGCGGCCUCUUCGACGCGUUCCGCCGGGACUGCCUGGCCGACGUCGAUACCAAGCCAGCUUACCAGAAUUUGAGACAGAAAGUGGACAACUUUGUAUCUACCCACCUGGAUAAGCAAGAAUGGAACCCAGCAAUGAACAAAAACCAGCUGCGGAACGGGCUCAGACAAAGUGUGAUUCAGUCAGGGAUGCUGGAAGCUGGAGUGGACAGAAUAAUUUCUCAGGUGGUGGAUCCAAAACUAAACCACAUCUUCAGACCACAGAUAGAGAAGGCAAUUCAUGAUUUCCUGGCUGCGCAGAAGAAAGAGGAAUCAGUGCCAGCUCCUCCCCCAGAACCUGAGAGUCAGGAUCCUUCCGCUCCAACCCAAGAUGCCUCUUAAGUGCAUAUCUGGAUUUAAGGUGGCUGCAGUUUCAAAACCAAGGCUGACUAUUUGGCAGCAGGCUACAUAUCUGCAGGAAUACAGAUUGUCAGCUAAUAUCAACUGUGAUUGAGGAACAGGGUUGGCAAAAGUCACCAGUGGUUUCUGUGUGGUAUGGAGGGAUAAGCUAGAUGUGAAAGAGUAUUGCUAUUUUCUGAAGUAGCAUCUGUUUGGCUAUUUCUAUGUUUGGGGAGUGGCACCUUUUAAGGAGCCACAAUAGGGGAAAGGGUUUCUGGUGUGAUGUUAGUGGAUUUGGUGGUAUUUGGAAAUGUAGCAAUAGGAAAGGGGGCAUUUUAAGUAUGCUUGGUUUCCUCAGAGGCCACUGUGUCAGAAGACCUUUGGCUGGGUAAUUGAGCAGUGGGCAUGCAAGCAUGAAGCAGAUCAAUUUAGUAGAAAAAGAUCCUUGGGGCCUAGAACCUUACUGAAUUUAAGUAAUACCUCACUUGCAGUGCCUAACCAAGUCUCCUUCAACAGCAAGAAUUUUUCAUAAUUGGCUUUCUACAAGUGUCCAAAGCAAAGCCUCUCCAGAUUUCUGGAGGCGAUAUCUGUCAUACCUUGAUGCUCAGCUCCCUUCCCAGCCUGAUCAAAGAAAUUGGUAUGGAACAAGAAAUGGUUUCUGGGGGCUUUGCAGUUGGAAAAAGUUCUCUCGUUUGUGAGAUUCUUCAGGUGCCUGUUCAAAGCUGCUUAGAGAGUCACAUAAACUCUCCGGUGGACAUUUGUGCACAAAUAUUUGGCAAGCAAAUAUCUGGAACACUUUUAAUAAUAAAACGCUAGAAAAAUCUCAGAUGUGGAAGUGUUUUAUAUAUGAAUGCCUUUUCCAUCACAGUGAACUGAUGUAUCUGCACAGUGAUAUUUGCUGUCCAUUUCUAGGGAUUUCUUAGGAAUUUGUAAGGGUGAGAAGGCUUCAAAAAUUGAAUGUUUGACAUCUGAAUAAGUGUUCUGAUCGCAGUGUGCCUUCAUAAAGCAGUAUCUUCACCCUAGUUAAAUAAACUGUGGUUUAGUGCAAUGUGCAAACUAGGCUAAUAUGUUCGGGACUAUAUCAUUCUUACUCUACAGGAAGUAUUUGUAAUGUUUUAUCUCACUUUCCAUAUUUUUUACAUGCAAAAAGUCCUGUAAUUGCUAACAAUGUAGUUUAAGGAUAGGUGUGUAAACUUGCACUCAUUCUAAAUUUGUUCUUCAAAUUAUAAUAGAAGUACAAUAAAUUUGAUAUACAUUUUUAAUUUUGUUUAAGUCAUCCAUUAUGUCCAGAUAGUCUGCAGUAUCAAAUAUUUCCUUUGAAAAUACUGAAUUUAUGGACUUCAGAGUGAGGAACAGCAAGCUAACAUGUCCCCGAACAAGUGGAGAUGAUGUUGCAGUCAUGACCGAAGGACCAGCGAGUAGACUGGUCCCACAAAACCUCUCUGGAAAAGGAGAGGACAGGAGAUUGCCCACUUGUGUUCCGGACAGCUGCUCCUUGUGAAGAGAUCACAGGACAGCAGUUUCCUGCGGGUUUGAGCACCAGGAGACGAAGGGAAGCCAUUAAGCUGUCAACCACGACAGAGUCUUUUUAAGGAAACUGGGUUUGUUAACCUCACUUACUAAUCACUUUUGGAAAUCAACUAUUUAACUAUCUUAAGGCUAAUAGAGACCUUCAAAAUGACAAGUUA